AUGAUCCUCGGGGCACUUGUUCUGGUUUUGACCCUCCACAACUCGGGCGUCCCGGCACAAAACAACAGCUCCACAGAGCCGCUCAGGCUGGUGGGAGGGGCCAGUCGCUGUGCUGGGACUGUGGAGGUCAAACACAAAGGAGAGUGGAGACGGAUGACCCAUAUCUAUGAGGACCUGAUGGAUCAGGGCCUGGAGAAUGCAGCAGUGGUGUGCAGAGAUCUGAACUGUGGAUCUGUUCUUCAUGUAGACACAAGAUAUGGCCUUCCAAAGAGUCCUGCAUGGGACGUGUCUUACUGUGGGUGGACGUCUCCAGUGACACGGUGUCUCCAGGAUUUGGGUAUUAUCACAGACGAGGGCCUGGACGUGGUGUGCUCAGACUUUGUGCGUCUGGACUCAGGGCCCAGUCCGUGCUCAGGAUCAGUGCAGAUCUGGAACCAGUCCUGGACCAGUGUCUGUGAAGGGGCCUUGGACCUGCAGAGUGCAGAGGUGCUGUGCAGGGAGCUGAGCUGUGGGGUUCCUUUUCUCUUCCAGGGGGCGCUCUCUCCUCUGGGGCAGAUGUUCCACUGUGAGGGUCAUGAGUCUGCUCUGAUGGACUGUCCCCGCUCCCACUCAAGCACCUGCUCCUCUGGAGCCACUGUCAACCUCACCUGCUCAGAGCCGCUCAGGCUGGUGGGAGGAGCCAGUCGCUGUGCUGGGACUGUGGAGGUGAAACACAGAGGAGAGUGGAGACGAGUUCAGUCCUGGGCGUCUGGGAGCUGGAUCUUUUAUCUGGCUUGUGUCGACACCUGGACUGUGGUGCUCCUGUUUAUGGAUAUGACAGACAUCAUUUUCCAGAAAGUCCUGUAUUCUCGUCAGGGCCUGGAGGUGGUGUGUUCAGGCGUCCCGGCACAAAACAACAGCUCCACAGAGCUGCUCAGGCUGGUGGGAGGGGCCAGUCGCUGUGCUGGGACUGUGGAGGUCAAACACAAAGGAGAGUGGAGACGGAUGACAAAUAAAUAUGGCUACCAGAUGGAUCAGGGCCUGGAGAAUGCAGCAGUGGUGUGCAGAGAUCUGAACUGUGGAUCUGUUCUUCAUGUAGACACAAGAUAUGGCCUUCCAAAGAGUCCUGCAUGGGACGUGUCUUACUGUCGGUGGACGUCUCCAGUGACACGGUGUCUCCAGGAUUUGGGUAUUAUCACAGACGAGGGCCUGGACGUGGUGUGCUCAGACUUUGUGCGUCUGGACUCAGGGCCCAGUCCGUGCUCAGGAUCAGUGCAGAUCUGGAACCAGUCCUGGACCAGUGUCUGUGAAGGGGCCUUGGACCUGCAGAGUGCAGAGGUGCUGUGCAGGGAGCUGAGCUGUGGGGUUCCUUUUCUCUUCCAGGGGGCGCUCUCUCCUCUGGGGCAGAUGUUCCACUGUGAGGGUCAUGAGUCUGCUCUGAUGGACUGUCCCCGCUCCCACUCAAGGACCUGCUCCUCUGGAGCCACUGUCAACCUCACCUGCUCAGAGCCGCUCAGGCUGGUGGGAGGAGCCAGUCGCUGUGCUGGGACUGUGGAGGUGAAACACAGAGGAGAGUGGAGACGAGUUCAGUCCUGGGGCGUCUGGGAGCUGGAUCUUUUAUCUGGCGUGUGUCGACACCUGGACUGUGGUGCUCCUGUUUAUGGAUAUGACAGACAUCAUUUUCCAGAAAGUCCUGUGUGGGCGGUCUACUGUCCCUGUGUGAGGAGGAUCAAGUCUCUAGUGAGAGAAUGUGUCCUGCAUGAACUCUUGGCAGAUUCUCGUCAUGGCCUGGAGGUGGUGUGUUCAGACUCGGUGCGUCUGGACUCAGGGCCCAGUCUGUGCUCAGGAUCAGUGCAGAUCUGGGACCAGUCCUGGACCAGUGUCUGUGAAGGGGCCUUGGACCUGCAGAGUGCAGAGGUGCUGUGCAGGGAGCUGGACUGUGGGGCUCCUUCUCUCCUCCAGGGGGCGCUCUCUCCUCUGGGGCAGAUGUUCCACUGUGAGGGUCAUGAGUCUGCUCUGAUGGACUGUCCCCGCUCCCACUCAAGGACCUGCUCCUCUGGAGCCACUGUCAACCUCACCUGCUCAGAGCCGCUCAGGCUGGUGGGAGGAGCCAGUCGCUGUGCUGGGACUGUGGAGGUGAAACACAGAGGAGAGUGGAGACGAGUGUUUAAUGAAGGUGAUAUUUGGAGCCUCUGGGGCCCUCAGGCCACAGCUGCUGUGUGCAGAGACCUGGACUGUGGCUCUGCUGUUUCUGGAGACAUAAGAGACGGUUUUCCACAGAGUCUUGUGUGGAACAUCAUAACUGACUGUGUGAAGACGUCUGCAGUGAGAGAGUGUGUCUUAGGUCUCUGGAAUUUUAUGGAUGUCGAUGCUAUAAACCGCAGCUCCUCAGACUCAGGCCUGGAGGUUGUGUGUUCAGAUUUACUGUAUCGUCCAAACAUCUCCCUGUCUGUGUCUGACGGGGAAUCUGAGCUCCAGCAGCAGGGGGUCCGGGUGCUGCUGGGGUCAAAGUUCGAGGUCAAAUGCUCUGUGGAGCCACAGUACCCUGGAGGAUCCUUCCAGCUCCUCUCUCCCACUGCGCCCCUCGCUCAGAACCACACCCUGCCCGCUGUCAAUCACUCCGCAUACUUCCUGUUCUCUGACACUGGCCCCGCCCACAAAGGAAACUACACCUGUGUUUACCACCUGCAGGUGUUCAACCACAGCUUCUCCUCUCAGAGCCCCACCCUCCAGCUCUCUCUGGGAGCUCGAAACUCAGAUCUUCUCAUCAGAGUCUUGGUCCUUCUACUGUUGAAGCUCAUGUACAUCCCCCUGUACUACUACUGCAAGUACUACUACUGUAAGUACUACUACUGUCAGAGCCAUCAGGGGGCGCUGGAGUGAGGCUGUGAGUGGAUCUGGAUUCAGACCUGUUCAGAUCCGUGGACUUUGGGUCGGGUUCGUCCGUGUAAAUAUAAGAAUGAGUUGAAUCGUGUUUCUGUUCUGUUGAUACUUUGCGGCCGACGUCUUGGACUUUCCCUGGAGGUGUGAAGCUAA
Molecule: messenger RNA, 3015 nt
Organism: Boleophthalmus pectinirostris (great blue-spotted mudskipper)
Lineage: Eukaryota; Metazoa; Chordata; Actinopteri; Gobiiformes; Gobiidae
Product: scavenger receptor cysteine-rich type 1 protein M130-like
Exons: 15
Coding region: 1-2862 (953 amino acids)
Cellular component (GO): membrane
Source: RefSeq, a predicted model, not a curated record